Cololabis saira (Pacific saury) is the source of this 2320-nucleotide messenger RNA. RefSeq names its product polymerase (DNA-directed), delta interacting protein 2 (gene poldip2). NCBI's taxonomy places the organism in Eukaryota, Metazoa, Chordata, Actinopteri, Beloniformes, Belonidae. The transcript is spliced from 11 exons. The record is from RefSeq and is a predicted model, not a curated record. Gene Ontology annotation, cellular component: nucleus; mitochondrial nucleoid. Gene Ontology annotation, biological process: error-free translesion synthesis. Gene Ontology annotation, molecular function: DNA binding. Bases 76 to 1209 code for a protein of 377 amino acids.
CCAGCGUGUGUCGGAGCAGGCCGUGAACGCAGCACCGGCCCAGACAUCCAGCGUGUGUCGGAGCAGGAACUGAAGAUGGCGGCCUGCGCUUUACGCCGAGGCCUGUUCAGCACAGUCACUAAAUACAACAGGAAACACACACACAGAAUACUCGGGAUCUCUGACACUACCAGGGGGAUUGAGGCGUUUAAAGCACGAUUACAAUGCCGAGCCUGUGGGCUGCUUGUCGGUGUUCAACAGAGAAGGUUCAUGUCGUCACGGAACAGACCUGAAGGAAAGAUUUUGGAGACUGUUGGGAUGUUUGAAGCUGUGAAGCAACAUGGCAAAUAUGAAACUGGACAGCUGUUUCUCCACAGUGUGUUUGGCUACAGAGGCAUCGUCUUGUUUCCUUGGCAUGCCCGUCUGUAUGACCGAGAUAUCACACCGCCCAUGUCUGACAGAAAACCCGAUUCUCCUGGAGCACAUGGCUCCAAAGAGGUGAAGGGGAAGACUCACACCUAUUACCAAGUCCUGAUCGACACCAGAGACUGCCCCCACAUAUCUCAGAGGUCUCAGACAGAAGCAGUGACGUUUCUGGCCAACCACGAUGACAGUAGAGCUUUGUACGCCAUCCCAGGUCUGGACUAUGUGAGCCAUGAAGACAUCCUUCCCUACAACUCUACGGAGCAGGUCCCAAUCCAGCACGAGCUGUUCGAGCGCUUCCUCAUGUACAACCCAACCAAAUCUCCUCCAUUCACGGCCAGAGACACCCUGAAGGCGUGGCAGGAGAAGAACCACCCCUGGCUGGAGCUGUCAGACGUCCACAGGGAGACGACGGAGAACAUCCGGGUCACAGUCAUCCCCUUCUACAUGGGAAUGAGGGAGGCCCAGAACUCCCAUGUGUACUGGUGGCGGUACUGUAUCCGUCUGGAGAACAUGGGUAGUGAGGUGGUUCAGCUGAGAGAGAGACACUGGAGGAUCUUCAGCCUGUCGGGGACUCUGGAGACGGUGCGAGGACGAGGCGUCGUUGGCAGGGAGCCAGUGCUGUCAAAAGAGCAGCCAGCCUUCCAGUACAGCAGCCACGUGUCUCUGCAGGCUCCCAGUGGGCACAUGUGGGGGACAUUCCGAAUUGAAAGAACCGACGGCUCCCACUUUGAUGUUCGUAUUCCUCCUUUCUCUUUGGAGAGCAAUAAAGAUGACAAAGCCCCCCCUGCUGGCUACACGUUCUAAGUGUUUCUUCUGGGACUCCCUGCCAGACUCGGCCCUCUCUGUGUUCUCUAGAAUCUUCCCCGUGUAAUCUGGCCUCACCGUUCAGGCAGGUUAAGCAGAACUUUCAUAUAGCAAAUCAUCCAAAUGCUUGCACAUUUUUCCCUUUUUCUGUCCACAUGCACUCAAGAAUAGUAUGUGAUUAUCUGAUAAAGUGUAGGCAUUCUGGUUGUAUUUGUAUCUUCAUGCCAUGUUUUUUUUGUUUUUUGUUCUUUUGCAUGACUUGUACAGGGAAGUGGAGGUUGAACUAAUGCUACCAAAUGUUUUGUGAUUGAUUCUGAUGGGUAGUAGCUCAAAUAUUAACCAGGCUGUCUUUAAAGAAGGAGCAUGUAUUGCUAAUCUUUGGUUCAUUAUAACAAAAAGCAAAACCAACUCCAGCUUAGCUUCAUUGUAAGCCUCUUGUGAACUCAAAAUUCUCUUCCCAAAUGAUGUAAAUUGAUACAGGAAGAUUACUUGUACCCUGAAGUCUUUCUCCAGUCAAGCCAUUGAAGCAUCAAACUGUUACAUAGUUACAAUAAGGUGAUGUUGAUGAAGCAGCUGACUCUUGAUGCUGCAUUCAUGUCCUCUUUAACGACAUGGGGGGAAAAAAAACCCAACUAUUUACCAUUAGCAACAUCAUUGAACAAUUCAGAAGUGUCAUGUGAUUGGAGUUAGCUGUGUCAGUACAACAGGCUUUGACCAAAUACUGUAUUGACUUUGAUUCAAAAUAAUGUGAUUAGAGAAGUGUUUCAGAUACCGCAGGGUGUUGAGGAACCACAUUUCCCACUCAUAAUUGUCAUAUGGCUUGAAUGUGGUCACACUGGUCUGUUCCAAUCUUCUUUCCACACAGACGUGCCAUGUAUUUUGAACAUUUAUAAGAGCAUCGAAGUUAAGAGUUAAAUGUGUUUGUAUCUUCUCCCAUAUGUGUAGUCUACUAAAACGCCUCUUUCAUCACACCAUCAUUGACAGAAAAGAGCGGGGGGGAAAAAACCAACCAUCAGAUUCUAUGUACAUGAAGAUAUUGAUGCCUGAAAUUUGAUUCCACACUUGCAGCGCAUGUAAAAAAGGUCACUGGAAUGAACUACUCAACUUGUAA